AAAUUAUUCAAAAAAGAAAAUGAAAGCAUUUUGUUUCACCAAGUGGGCGAUGAAUCAACCACCAUCAUAGUCUCAUACAUUCCUCGUGCUCAAUCCCUCUCAUCACAUGAUAUAUUUAUUGAUUAACAUAUUGCAGCUGAACUUCUAAAUCAGCUGAAGAUAUGGGUUCAUCAGAAACUAUGGAUUCCGGCAGGGUCUCCGGCCAUAGGUCCAACUUUUCUCACACUUGUGCACUUUUGAGCCAAUACUUGAAGGAAAAUGGUUCUUUUGCAGAUCUCACUUCGGGAACACCCACAAUGAAUCUGUUUCCAAUGCUUGAGAAGUCUGCCCAGAAUUCGGGUCUCAUGCCAUUGAAUCUUUUUCCUUCCAAAAAGAUCGAUUCAAGUGUGGGAGUGGCAGAUCAAGAAAGAGCACCAAUGACAAUAUUCUAUAAUGGUCAAGUGAUGAGGUUCAAUGAUUUUCCAGCUGAGAAGGCGAAGGAAGUUAUUGCAUUGGCUAUGAACACCCAAAUCCCCAACAUCUUACCUUGUGCUGAUGCUAAUCCUGUUUCUAAGGCUGUUUCUGGUUUUGGAAACCAGAGACCCUAUUCUGAUUUGCCCAUUGCUAGGAGGAGUUCCCUUGUCAGGUUCUUGGAGAAGAGAAAGCACAGGAUUACAUCCAAGGCACCAUACGAGAAAAGGAACUGUGUGGGGGGAGCUUCUUCAGAGCAAGAAAAAAACAAGGAAUGGCUGGGGUUGGCUGCCCAGUUUCCAGUGAAAUCUGAGGCUCAGUUAUCGUGAUUUUUGUUUGAUCAUUGAUGUGUAUAUGCUCUGAGAGCUUGAAUUAUUAAUACUUGAAUUGGGGCAUUAGAAUGGUUUAAUGGCACUUUAUUAGAAAUAUUGACUGUUUGUUUGUGUUAUGCCAUUC
This is a messenger RNA of Cuscuta epithymum, 906 nucleotides long. The record is from the annotation of a GenBank genome assembly. NCBI's taxonomy places the organism in Eukaryota, Viridiplantae, Streptophyta, Magnoliopsida, Solanales, Convolvulaceae.